AUGAGAAAGAAUGGAGUAAUACAAAGUGGAGAAAGUGAGAAAAGGGGGGGGGUGAGGGUAUUAUUCUGGAAUGUGGCGGGACUGAGAAGUAAAGACAAAGAAUUCUGGGACUAUGUAUGCAAAUUUGAUGUGAUAGGGAUGACAGAAACGUGGGUGGAAGAAAAAGGUUGGGAGAUGACCCGGAAGAAGUUACCUACAGGGGGAGCUAGUGGUGGAAUUAUUUCAGGUGUGAGAAAAGAAUUGAUAAGAAAUGGGGAGUCCAAAAAGAUGGAGGGAGCUCUGUGUAGAAAAAUCCGUGUGAGAAAUAAAGAGUGGGAUAUAAUUACUAUUUACAAUAAAGGAGGAAAGAGAGACUGGCUGGAGAAGUUAGAUAAUUGGAUUGAAGAAGAAAAAGAGAAGGAGAUGCUAAUUGGACGGGAUUGGAAUACGAGGAUAGGAAGGGAAGGGAGUGUGAGAGAGUUAAAUAAAGGAGAAGGGAGGUGGUCGGAAGAUCUUGUAGUGAAUGGUGAAGGAAAAGCAAUGUUGAGUUUAGUCGAAAAGAGAGGCUGGAUGGUGUUAAACGGAAAUAAAGGAGGUGAUAAGAGUGGAUGCUGGACAUUUUUUAGAGGGGAUAGUAAAUCAGUGGUAGACUACGGGGUGACCAAUGCAAGGUCAUGGGAUGAAAUAAAGGACAUUGGGAUUGGGUAUAGGCUUGAUUCGGACCACCAGCCAGUGAUUGUGGAAAUGGAAGGAGAGAAAAGCUUCAAAAAUGAGAGGAUGAAAGAGAAGAAGAAAGACAGAUGGGUCCAAUGCUGGAAAGAAGAUAAGGUUGAGCUAUUCAGAAAGAAAGAAGAAGAACUGGAAUGGAAAGUGGAAAUAGGAGAAAAGAAGUGGGACGAAUUAAAAAAAGGGAUAGAAAGCUGCUGCAGUAAGAAGAAGAUAGUAUACAAAGAAUGGGGAAGCUGGUUUGAUGAACAGUGCAGAAGACUGAAGAAAAAACUGAAGAAGACAAGCAGAAAGGAGAAAGAUGGCAAGGUGUUAAGUAGAUUGAGAAAGAAAUACAGAGAACUGAAGAAAAAAAAGAAGGAAAAGUGGGAAGAGAAAAUGGAGAAGGAAUUGAAAGAAAUCAAGAAUGAGGGUGAAGCCUGGAAAUUCAUUAAGAAAGACUGGAAGAAAAAGUCAGACAUCAACGAGGAUUUCAAUCUAGAACAAUGGAGAACACACUUUAUGAAGUCUUUAGAUGGAGCUGAGAGGAAACCGAGAGGACUAGAAAAGGGAGAGCAUAACAGAAGUCUUGGCACCUAUCAGGCGAAAAGAAAGAAGGUGAAGUGA
Molecule: messenger RNA, 1311 nt
Organism: Cotesia congregata
Lineage: Eukaryota; Metazoa; Arthropoda; Insecta; Hymenoptera; Braconidae
Source: the annotation of a GenBank genome assembly